Molecule: messenger RNA, 769 nt
Organism: Antrostomus carolinensis (chuck-will's-widow)
Lineage: Eukaryota; Metazoa; Chordata; Aves; Caprimulgiformes; Caprimulgidae
Product: cep170-like protein
Exons: 5
Cellular component (GO): centriole
Source: RefSeq, a predicted model, not a curated record
UUGGUUGACCGAGUAUUUGAUGAAAGUCUCAAUUUUAGAAAAAUCCCUCCACUAGUGCAUGCCAAACCACCAGAGGGGAAUGGAAGGCCUAACGAUGCUAGACCUCAGCUAACAGAUGCCCUUGAUCCCCCAACAAUUACCCGGAGAAGGACUUGGAGCAGAGAUGAAGUUAUGGGGGACAGCUUGCUGUUGUCCUCGGUCUUCCAAUUUUCUCGCAAGAUAAGACAAUCCAUAGACAAAACAGCUGGCAAAAUCAGAAUAUUAUUUAAGGACAAAGACAGAAAUUGGGAAGAAAUUGAAAACAAGUUGCGAGCUGAAAGUGAAGUUCCUAUUGUGAAAACAUCAAGCAUGGAAAUAUCAUCAAUCUUACAGGAACUAAAACGGGUUGAGAAACAGCUGCAAGCAAUUAAUGCUAUGAUCGACCCUGAUGGUACCUUGGAUGCUCUGAGCAACUUGGGAUUCACCAGCCCCGUCUUACCAGCUCAGCCGAAGCCGAAGUCCAGUCCCGUUUCCCAGAGUACCCGCCCUCAAAUACAGCCAAACUGCCAGCCUGAAGCUCGGGCUCUUCGACCCGCCGCUGUCCCUGUUGCAGCUGAAUUUGAGAAUGCUGAAUCUGAGUCCAGUUUCAGCAUACAUUUCAAUAGGUUUAAUCCAGAUGGGGAAGAGGAAAAUGCCACCCUGCGUGAGUGACAUCUCCGUGUUAAUACAAAUACCUUUCAUGUGGAAUGUUUAGGAAUAAAGGAAAAAUUGUAAUAUUGGUUUUAUAAUU